Molecule: messenger RNA, 1727 nt
Organism: Cryphonectria parasitica EP155
Lineage: Eukaryota; Fungi; Ascomycota; Sordariomycetes; Diaporthales; Cryphonectriaceae
Exons: 1
Coding region: 225-1112 (295 amino acids)
Biological process (GO): actin cytoskeleton organization
Cellular component (GO): plasma membrane
Source: RefSeq, a predicted model, not a curated record
ACCUGACAGUGUCGCCCUUGACACCUGUCUCACCAGGGAAGGGGCAGGGCACGGAUUUCAAGAGCCCGCUCAAGGUCCCCGGCUUGAGGGCCAUCUCCGACGCAAUUACCGGCCAGGAGCGAGCCAAGGUCGCGCCAGGUCUGGACUCACCUCUCAGGGAUUCUCCGCUGCAGUCUCCCUCCAGGACAGGGUCCAGCACCCCCAGCGUUGGUCCCAGCUUCGAGAUGGAUUCGCCUGACACAACCAAGAGCCCCAGUACUAUGGCCACCGUGACGAGCAAGGGCAGCAAGAAGAAGUCCAAGAAGGACACUAGUGCGUACACACGUGGACUGCUUAAGGUAUCGCCCCGCGAGGCGAUGGUGGAUGCCGACUACAGCGGCUGGAUGAAAAAGAAGAGCAACACACUUAUGACGACAUGGAAGCCACGACUUUUCGUUCUCAAGGGCAGGCGGCUCGCCUAUUAUUAUUCAGAGGAUGAUGAGCAGGAGAAGGGCCUCAUCGAUAUUUCAUUCCACAGGGUGCUCCCGGCAGACAAUGAACGGCUGACGGGCCUUCACGCAACACUCACCGGCGCAGGGAGCACCCCUACAAUACCCGCCAACACCACCGUAGCGACACUUGCUGAUACACAAGCCAGCAUCGACAUCACCUCCACACCCGACUCCAUCUUCAUCUUUAAGCUUGUCCCUCCUCGGGCUGGCCUGUCCCGGGCUGUCAAUUUCACAAAGCCCACGGUUCACUACUUUGCCGUCCCGAACAUCAAGCAGGGUAGGCUAUGGAUGGCGGCUCUGAUGAAAGCGACCAUCGAUCGCGACGACACGCAACCCAUUGUGACCAGCUAUCAGCAGAAAACCAUCUCGCUGCAGAAGGCCCGCCAGAUGCGCCAUAGGCCUCCGGCACUGAUGAACCUCGACGAGAAGGUGGAGGGCGACGAGGAAAAGAAGAGUGAUGGCAAAGAGACAAACGGUGGCGGCCUGGGUAUCUACAAUGGCACCGGCGAGGAUAGCGCCGUCUCAGGGCUUGAGAAGCUCGGGUUGUCCAGGGUCGGGAGUGAGAGAAGCAAGCAGUUGGAGAAUGGCGAGGUCCCAGCGAACCUGCCGAUGAGUGCGUAGUGGGAACUCUGACAGCCACUGGCAGGACCUACUUCAACUCCGAGCUGGUGGCUAGAUGUGGGCACAGUACUACUAAGCCAGACGGCAAUUUCUCUCUCUUUCUUGGAGCAUCGAUUAUAAUGCAUUCCAAUUUUCCUUGUACCCAAACCUGAAUACCCCUUUUCCUUCACAGACUACUGGCAAUGGAAUGCUUCAUAUACCCCCUUCAUUAAUUUUCGAUUAUAUUAUUACUACUACUGCCACUACCACUGCUUCUUCACUUCUUUUCCGUGUGGCCAAACCAACAAAGACACGUUCGUAACAAGUGGACUCGAAAGGGAGACCAGACGCCCAUGGGAACCUCAUCAACGCCAGCACGGGGAAGGAGGAGCGAUAAGUUUUGUUGCUGCUUGGUUGUGACGAUAAAGGUGGACGCGCAACUGACGAACGCUGGUCCUGCUUAUCUUGGAGGUGAAUGGGCUCCUGGAGCUUUACUAUAUGAGCGAAACGCCUAGCUUAGGAGUGACGUCGACGCCUGAUCCGGGAAUAGCUGAUUAUUACCCGAGGUUGGUUGUGUGCGCGCGCGGAUGGGUAGUUGUAUCUAGGAUGAAUAGGACAUGGCAGUUUAGUGUCUGC